AUGGCGCAGAGUGUCCAAGACUCUUGCAUGUGUAUUUGAACGCGCAUGUCAGCAAUGUUUCGACGCUCAGGCACGGCUGAAAUUUUGCGGUCGCAUCAAAAAGACGAUUAUCACCUGUCGUACCUGAGGAAAUUAUUUGCCGAUGUCGUUCAGACAAUUGCAGGGGCACGGAGAUGGAUGCACUGGAGGAAGGAACUUGACCUUCUCUCGGAUGCCGGCUACUUCCUGCUCACAACUCUUUCAGGCUGCCAGACAGUGGGAGAGGAGUAUGUGAACAUCAUCCAGACGGACCGGACGCUGCGUGCUCUGCCGGCACAGUGGCAAAGAGUUCUCAUGGUCGUGCUUCAAGUGGUCGCCCCGUAUGCUCUCCGGAAAAGUCUGGAAACUCUGGAGAAGAAUCUGCGAAACACUUCCUCACCAAACAUGUCUCCCAAGAUGAGAGAGUUCCUCAUUCAGUCACUGCCAACAUUCCGUCAAAUUAUCCUAGUUCUCCACAGAUGUCAUCUUGCAAUCUUCUACCUGGAGGGGAUGUUCUAUCAGCUGGCGAAACGUGUCAGUGGGAUACACUAUGUUCAGUACAUGGCAAAGAAGACUGAUGACACCGGCACGGACCCCACGUUCCGCAUCCUCGGCUGGGUGUCGCUGCUGCAGCUGGCGGGCAGUGUGGGGGUGCAGCUGUACUGUCUGUGGAGGAACAGCCCAGACACAACCCUCUCACACCGACACAGCAGCAUGUCGUCUGAGGAGGGUGUGGUCGAGUUGGUGACACCAGACAGGAAGUGCCCUCUGUGUUUGGAGGGGAGACAAUUCUCCACAGUCACUCCCUGUGGUCAUCUGUUCUGCUGGAAGUGUAUUCAUGAAUGGUGUCAGACGAAGGCCGAGUGCCCUCUGUGCAGAGACCAGUUUUCUCCACACCGACUCGUGUUUCUCCACAACUACGACACAUCCUGACACACCUGGCCACAAGAAGCAGUUUGAUGGACAAUACAGUGUGAUGGCUGAGAUCUGUGGUCUCCUGCAGGAC
Messenger RNA from Haliotis rufescens (red abalone), 1024 nucleotides. Its product is annotated as peroxisome biogenesis factor 10-like. Gene Ontology annotation, biological process: protein import into peroxisome matrix. The coding region runs from base 46 to 951 and encodes 301 amino acids. Gene Ontology annotation, cellular component: peroxisomal membrane. NCBI's taxonomy places the organism in Eukaryota, Metazoa, Mollusca, Gastropoda, Lepetellida, Haliotidae. Gene Ontology annotation, molecular function: zinc ion binding. The transcript is spliced from 7 exons. The record is from RefSeq and is a predicted model, not a curated record.